Schistocerca piceifrons (Central American locust) is the source of this 1518-nucleotide messenger RNA. Its product is annotated as ATP-dependent DNA helicase Q5-like. Bases 1 to 1518 code for a protein of 505 amino acids. Gene Ontology annotation, biological process: double-strand break repair via homologous recombination. Lineage: Eukaryota; Metazoa; Arthropoda; Insecta; Orthoptera; Acrididae. The record is from RefSeq and is a predicted model, not a curated record. Gene Ontology annotation, molecular function: nucleic acid binding; 3'-5' DNA helicase activity; four-way junction helicase activity. Gene Ontology annotation, cellular component: cytoplasm; chromosome. The transcript is spliced from 9 exons.
AUGCUUAUCAAUAAUGCUGUGGAAACAGAGGACACAGAAUCAAGGCUGCUGGCAGUCAGCAAACUGAUUAUGGCUGUUCUGUUGACAUGCUGGCUUGUGAUUGGUUUUGAUUGGUUUAGCACUGUGGAUGUUAGAACUCUUGCUGUUGACAGUUUGCUACUACUUGUACACAGGAAUGUUGAUUUAUUCGUCCGUAUGUCCACUGGCUCAGGGAAGUCAUUAUGUUACCAGAUGCCAGCAGUAUUGCAGAAGGGAAAGAUUACUAUUGUUUUUGCUCCCCUUCUGUCACUAAUUAAGGACCAGAUAGACCAUUUAAAGGAGUAUGGAAUUGUUGGCAGUACAAUAAAUUCAAGAAUGUCAAAUUCAGAAGUAAAAAAUAUCAUACAGGAUCUGAAUUCAGAAAAUCCUAAAAUAUCUCUUCUCUAUUUAACACCAGAAGGAGCUAAUAGUCAACGUAUCAAGCAGGCGAUGUUGGAGAAGAGAUUCUCUGGUAUAGAUGCAAAGUUGACUGAACAGCAAGCAUCUAUAGCUGCUAAAUUUGUUGAUCAACAACAGGCUUUAGAAAUUAAGUUUGUCAAACAACAGGUCAAUUUAAUUGCAAUUUGGGAGACCAAGCUAGACGAACAACAGGCUAAGGUUGAUGUUAAGUCUGACAAUCUAGAGUCAAGAUUAGCAGACCGAGAAAAGGAAGGUGUUAAGGAAAUAAUUGACACCCUAUACAAUAGAAGUAAACUGUCAUACAUUGUGAUUGAUGAGGCACAUUGUGUAUAUGAAUGGGGUCUGGGUUUCCGGCCCGAUUACAUGAAUCUCGGAAAGCUACGUGCAAUGUAUCCCGACAUUCCAUGUAUUGCUCUGACAGCAACUGCUACUGAUCAGGAAAUGGCAGCAAUCACUUCAUUUCUUAAUCUUCGCAGACCAGUAGCAGUAUUCAGAAUGCCAUGCUUCAGGUCAAAUAUAUUUCUGGAAGUUGUUUCCAGAAAAAAAGCAAAUGUGUAUGAAGACGUAAAGAAAUUCAUUUCUGUUAGUUUAGCUGAGAGUUAUACUCUUAAUAAGAAGACUUCUGAUGGGUGUGGUAUUAUCUACUGUCUGAGGCGUCGAACUACAGAGACAGUGGCUUCAGUCCUCAGAGGUAUGGGUGUGUCUUGUUCUGCAUAUCAUGCAGGACUAAAACAUGAGAGGAGAACACAAAUCCAAGAAGAAUGGAUGAGUGGAAGUACUGCAGUUAUAUGUGCAACAAUUAGUUUUGGAAUGGGGGUGGACAAGACAUCUGUCAGAUUUGUAGUUCACUGGAACCUUCCAAGAACAUUAUCCUCAUUCUGUCAACAAGCUGGGAGGGCAGGACGAGAUGGAAAACAAUCAUGGUGCCGGGUAUACUAUGAGACUGAAGAGAAAAUCCAUAGAAUAUCAUUGAUACAGAGACGUAUUACAAGGUAUAAAUCCAAAUGUAAAAAAAACAAUGCCGAGAAUGAACUUAAGGAAUUUGAAAAAGUGGUCAGAUAUUGUGAAGCUGUCACGUAA